Rangifer tarandus platyrhynchus (Svalbard reindeer) is the source of this 1062-nucleotide messenger RNA. The record is from the annotation of a GenBank genome assembly. NCBI's taxonomy places the organism in Eukaryota, Metazoa, Chordata, Mammalia, Artiodactyla, Cervidae.
AUGAGAGCUUCAACUUUUAGACCACAGGCAAGUGUUUUGGAUUAUAACUUCAUGACUUAUCUUGCUGAAGUAUUCAAGAUGGGAAACAAUACCAGCAAUGCUGAGAAUCACUGCAGUGUCCCCAAUGUGACAUUUCAUUACUCUCUCUAUGCAACCACCUACAUCCUCAUAUUCAUCCCUGGUCUGCUGGCCAACAGUGCAGCCUUGUGGGUUCUGUGCCGCUUUAUCAGCAAGAAAAAUAAAGCCAUUAUUUUCAUGAUAAACCUCUCUGUGGCUGACCUUGCCCACGUGUUGUCCUUACCCCUCCGGAUUUACUAUUACAUCAGCCACCAUUGGCCUUUCCAGAGGAUCCCUUGUCUGCUAUGCUUCUACCUGAAGUAUCUCAACAUGUAUGCCAGCAUUUGUUUCCUGACAUGCAUCAGCCUUCAGAGGUGCUUCUUUCUCCUCAAGCCCUUCAGGGCCAGAGACUGGAAGCGUAGGUACGAUGUAGGCAUCAGUGCUGCCAUAUGGGUCAUCGUGGGUACUGCCUGUUUGCCAUUUCCCAUCAUGAGAAGCACAGACUUAGCCAACAACACUGAGUCCUGCUUUGCUGAUCUUGGUUACAAGAAAAUGAAUGCAGUGGCUUUGGUUGGGAUGAUUACAGCUGCUGAACUGGCAGGAUUUGUGAUUCCAGUAGUCAUCAUUGCAUGGUGUACCUGGAAGAUGACUAUAUCCUUGAGACAACCACCUAUGGCUUUCCAAGGUAUCAGUGAAAAGCAGAAAGCACUGAGGACGGUUUACAUGUGUGCUGCAGUCUUCUUCAUCUGCUUCACUCCUUAUCAUAUUAACUUUAUUUUUUAUACCAUGGUAAAGGAAACUAUCAUUAGCAGUUGUCCCAUUGUCCAAAGCACACUGUAUUUCCAUCCUUUUUGUCUAUGCCUUGCAAGUUUCUGCUGCCUUUUGGAUCCAAUUCUCUAUUACUUCAUGGCUUCAGAGUUUCGUGACCAACUAUCUCGCCAUGGCAGCUCUGUGACUCGUUCCCGCCUAAUGAGCAGGGAGAGUGGUUCAUCAAUGAUUGGUUAA